AUGGCUACAUCUGCCGCACUGCGUGAACAUUUGAGCCCAAAACCCUCGGUGAUAGCCGAACGAUUCCGAUUUCACAAGCACAACCAACGGCCUGAUGAAUCUGUACUGACAUAUAUUGCCGAACUACGCAACUUGGCAAAUCAUUGCCAGUUUGAGGCAGCUUUAAACGACACAUUACGAGACCGACUAGUAGUAGGUCUUCGUCAAGAGUCUAUUCAAAAGAGACUACUUUCAGAGACUGACCUUAAUCUGGAGAAAGCAAUCAACUUAGCAGUUGCUAUGGAAACAGCAGCGAGGGAUGCAGCUGAAGUACAGGGGGUGAAACCUGAGACAGUGCACAAGAUUAACACACAACCCGAACCGCGUCAACCUCAGCUAUUCAGCAAGAAACCUACAGUGAGAAACACUUCAUCUUUUGCACGUCCAACAACCAAGAGAAACACAUGCUACCGCUGUGAUGGUGAACACCCAACCUCCCAGUGUCGACAUAUUAACUCCGUCUGUUCUUAUUGUCAGAAGGAUGGACACAUUGAGCGAGCAUGUAUGAAGAAGAAGCGCAACAGAAACACGGGACGUAACACUUCUCUAUUCUACAAUGAAGAGGAGGAAUUUGAUUCUGAGGAAGAACACUACCAGGAGGGUGAAGGAGAACCACUUUUACACAUUACUAGUACCUUCCAUAUGAAGUCACGUCAUGAACCACCAAUAACAGUGCACCCAGUUAUUGAGGGCAAGGUCAUAAAGAUGGAAGUUGACACAGGGACAGCUGUUUCAGUGAUCUCAGAAAGAGAUUACAGUGCAAACUUCAACACGGUUAACCUUGAACCAUCCAGCGAAAUACUGCGAGCUUGUUCAGGAGACACAAUCCAACCCUUGGGCAAGAUAAAAGUGAAUGUGAAACUCAACUCCCAAACAGCUAACCUUGACUUACUUGUUGUACCACAUGGUGGACCAGCUUUACUCGGAAGAGACUGGCUUAGAAAGCUACAACUCAACUGGCAGGAGAUCAAGACUUUGCGCGCAGUUAAUUCAACUUACCAGUCAUCACUGAAGGAUCUACUUGACUCGCAAAAGGAUCUGUUCGCACCUGGGGACGGGAUCCUCAAGCAUAUAAAAGGGACAGUAACAGUGGACCCUGAAGCCAAACCGAUAUUUAUGAAGGGCAGAAACUUCCCAUAUUCCUUGAGGAUGAAGGUUGAACAAGAACUUGAGAAACUACAGGUAGAUGGAAUUAUUGAGCCGAUGGCACACAGCAAGUGGGCUACCCCGAUAGUCCCAGCCAUCAAGAAGAAUGGCAGUGUUCGGUUGUGUGGUGAUUCCAAAGUAACCGUCAAUCCAGUAAUGUGUGUGGACAAGUAUCCUCUUCCCAAAAUUGAGGACAUAUUCGCAACUCUUGCUGGGGGUAAGAAAUUUUCAAAACUUGACCUGACGCAGGCCUACCGCCACAUGAAACUGGAUGAUGAUUCACAGGAUCUACUUGUUAUCAACAUCCAUACGGGACUUUUAAAGUACAAGCGACUCCCAUAUGGCAUCGCAUCCGCUCCAGCUUUAUGGCAACGAACAAUCGAGCAAGUACUACAAAAUAUACCAUCAACACAAGUGAUCAUUGAUGACAUUACUGUUACCGGUCACAAUGACGAGGAUCACUUACAGAACUUAAAACUUGUCCUGGACCGUCUUCAGUUUUAUGGACUACAUGUGAACCUUCAAAAGUGUGAAUUUUUUCAAGCUAAAGUCAGCUACGUUGGACAUGAAAUUGAUGCUCAUGGCCUACACAAGUCACCUGACAAAAUUAAGGCAGUAAAGGAAGUCCAAUGCCCCAAGAAUGUGUCACAGCUCAGAUCAUUCUUGGGUCUAGUGAACUACUAUCACAGAUUCAUAGACAAUCUGUCAAGUGUAGCAGGACCAUUACAUGAACUUCUCAACAAAGGAACCAAGUGGGAAUGGAGCUCCAAGAGAGAAAGAGCUUUUAAAGAAAUCAAGGAGUUGAUUUGCUCUGACAAAGUUCUGUGCCAUUACGAUACUAAACUACCCUUGAAACUAGCUGCAGAUGCUUCGCCCUAUGGAAUCGGGUCUGUACUUUCCCAUAUGUUUCCUGAUGGAUCAGAAAGACCCAUAGCAUUUGCGUCACGCACAUUGAACCAGGCAGAGAAGUCUUAUUCACAAAUAGACAAAGAAGCCCUUGCUCUGUAUUGGGGUGUGAAGAAGUUCAAUUCAUACCUUUAUGGUCAUAAGUUUACUCUAGUGACAGACCACAAACCACUGCUUAGUAUAUUCAACCCAAAGAAAUCCCUUUCUGUGAUGACAGCGGCACGUCUUCAGCGCUAUGCAGUAUUCUUAUCAGGAUACCAGUAUGACAUUGAGUUUCGUGGAACAAAGUUACAUGGUAAUGCAGACGCACUUUCCCGUGUACCGCUACACAGUGUCGAUCAACCACAGGAUGAGAAGGACCCUAUUGAUUUGUUUUACAACAAGCAUUUUGAUGACCUACCGGUAACAUGUGUGCAGAUUCGUAGAGAAACACAACGUGACCCACUUCUUAGUCAAGUUUUGGAUUAUGUGGUAAGAGGACAUUUUCCCCAGGGUUGUGAUGACGAGCUAAAACCGUACUUCAAUCGCAGAGAUGAACUCAAUGUUUAUCAAGGAUGUGUGACUUGGGGAAAUCGUGUGAUCAUACCAAACAUUUUACGUGAGAAAGUUAUGACAGAACUUCAUUCCGGCCACAUUGGUAUUGUCAAGAUGAAGGCUGUAGCUAGAUCCUAUGUAUGGUGGCCCAAGCUUGACGAAGCAAUUGAGGAAAUCUGCAAGGUUUGUUCUGGUUGUAGAAGUGUCCAGAACACACCUUCCGCUGCACCAGUGCACCCAUGGAAUUUCCCGCCAAAGGCAUGGCAUCGGUUACACAUAGAUUUUGCCGGCCCGUUCCAGAGCGCCAUGUUUCUAAUUGUUGUAGACGCGCAUUCAAAAUGGCCAGAGAUUUUUGAAAUGAAAAGCACCACAAGUAAUGCUACAAUUAACACCUUACGGACACUGUUUGCACGUCAAGGGAUACCUGUAGAGGUAGUGUCCGAUAAUGGACCUCAGUUCCGGUCAGAGGAAUUCCGCCAAUUCAUGGAAUCUAACGCUAUCCGACAUAUAACCUCCUCACCGUUCCAUCCGCGGACGAAUGGUCAAGCCGAGAGGUUUGUUCAGUCGUUUAAGAAGGCAAUCAAAUCAGCAUCAGGAGAUUCUACAUGCAUCAACAAGAAACUUAACUCAUUUCUUUGUAAAUACAGAAUCACCCCACAAGGAACCACAAAUGAAUCACCUUCCAUGUUGAUGUAUGGCCGAAAUAUUUGUACCCGUUUAGACAUCAUGAAACCAGACUUGGCUACUACAGUCCUCUGUAAACAAUAUGGUUCAAAGGCAAAACACUGCGGAAAUGAGAUUCGGGAGUUCUCUGAGGGUGACCCAGUAAACACACGCGAUUACCGCUGUAAUGCAGACAAGUGGACGAAAGGACAAAUCCAUUGUCGAACUGGACCCCUGUCUUACAAGGUGGACGUCAAUGGAACGCUAUGGAGAAGGCACGUUGACCAGAUAGUUGGAACUUCAAAUAAUCAAGCUGCUGACCCAACUCCUGUGGACAUCACUGCUGAAACUCUGUUUGAGUCAUCCGUGAAUGUACCAUGUCCUCCUGACAGUAAUAAGGAAUGCGAGAAGGAUACCGCGAGCAAUACACCAACACCACGUCGAAAUCCACCGCGAGCCCGAAACAAACCGGACAAGUUGAACUUGUGA
Messenger RNA from Magallana angulata, 3777 nucleotides. RefSeq lists its product as uncharacterized. Gene Ontology annotation, biological process: proteolysis; DNA integration. The record is from RefSeq and is a predicted model, not a curated record. Bases 1 to 3777 code for a protein of 1258 amino acids. Lineage: Eukaryota; Metazoa; Mollusca; Bivalvia; Ostreida; Ostreidae. Gene Ontology annotation, molecular function: aspartic-type endopeptidase activity; nucleic acid binding. The transcript is spliced from 2 exons.